GAUGGUCUGGACGUACCAAUUGCCAAGGACCAGCGAUCAGCUUAUGUUUGGGUUGCUGCAGCCAGAAUGAUAGACAAAGGAGAACGAGCAGAUGGAAGUCAAGAACCGCGGAAGAAGAAAUACACCUGGAACCUUGAUGAAAUGGCUCCUGCUGGUAUUGAGUGUAGCUGUGAUAUUUGUGGUCAGGGAGUUUCAGAGGACGGCGUGCUUUACGAGUUCAGAUGCUACCCACGGCUAAGACGUGAUGAACCCCGCCCCGCAGGGGGGAGACGGCUUCAUCCCUUUGUCAGCUACAUGGGAAAGGAGUGUGGGAAAGGACUUCUUGGCCUUGCAACCGGAGCAUCGAAGCUGAGAGAACGUGUAUAUCGCCUUCUCAUAGAAGCAGAUGGCUUGGCAGCCAUGGAAGAGCUUGAGGACGUAUGGCGCAAUGGAAGUGACACCAUGCGGCAGAUCCUUGCAGAUGAACUUCGCUUCCUUUCCAGAGCAGAGGCCGGUAUGCCCCGUCGAGCUGCUGAGCUGAGAAAAGCUGAACAACUCCAUGGGGAUGUUUACAAAGAGCGGGAGGAUGUGUUUCGGGCUGCGGCACGUGCGACGGGGCCAGUGCUCAAUGCCAGAGAUUUGGCGUCUGUGACGAUCACCUAUGCUGAAGACCAGGAAGAAGAAAAUGUGGCGCUGCCGUCUUCAAAAGGCAACUCAAGCGUGCAACGAACAAGCGGCUAUUUGGGUCAGGUAGCAGAAGCACUUCGAGAAAGAAAACCACUGCCAGCUGCACCAGUACCCUGGCCUCGUGCAGAUGUUGUGACUUGCCUCCAAGCCUUGGUGAAUGCAUGGCAUCCACUUCGGAUAGAACUUCAUGAUUCCCUCCAUGGGCGACAGGAAUUCUACUUCGAGAAGCCAUCGCAUAAGCAGAAGAAACAAAAGAAAGAGAAGGACAAACAAUCUCUCCCUAUGUUAAGCCUGGUCUAUCUUCCUGGCUGCCAGGAGCUUCAUAGCAUCAGUGCUCAAAGCUGCUCCCGAGAACAGUGCCAGGCCUUGAAGGAGGAAAGAGAUCAAGUGCUGAAACAAUGCCGCGAGGAUUUUGCACCUUUGGAGGCUAUCCACGGCCAAGGCAGAUACUCACGAGCAGAGGACAAAGCCAUUGAAGUGCCAGAUAGAGUCACCUUUGAGCAGGUCACGAAAGCAUUGACCCAGAUUACCUGGCCAAAUUGCUUCACAAGGAACAAUGUGCGACCAGAUGGAGCUCCAUUUAUUGAGGCAUUUCCUUUGGGAGUGGUCCUGAACUAUGCACUUGGCCUUGUUUGCUCCAGACCGACUCGGCUUUGGCCAAACCUGACCAAGCUUCUUGCCAAGUUCAUCGCACAAGAGCAGCCAGACUUUCGGUAUACGACAGUGCAAUUGAACAAGGAUUAUGCCACCAAGAUGCAUGUAGAUGGCAACAACCAUGGACCCAGCUACAUCAUCGGGUUGGGAGACUACACCGGUGGUGAAGUUUGGAUUCUGGAUGAAGAAAAUGGGACUGUGGAGGUUGAAAUUCCAUGUACCCUGCGUGGUUGGCCCCAUCUCAGGCCAGGCACAAAAGCGCUUGGAAGGUUGGAGGAUUGUCGGAACAAGUGGCUGAAGUUUGAUGGCAACAGACCCCAUAUGACCAUGCCAUAUCAAGGUUCUCGGAUCAGCGUGGUUUUCUUCACCCGAAAAGGUUGGUUGACCAUGCUGGGUCAGACCCAAGUGUCUUUGGAGGCCCUUGGCUUUCAGUUGCCUGGCGAGGACUACCUGAAUCUCUCCACCGUGAAAGAACUAAAGGAGGAAAAGGACAAUUCCCAAGCUAAGAAGGUGAAGAAAGUGGCCAAAGCUCCCCGUGAAUCCAAGGAAGAGGUUCCCAGUGACGAGGAAGUUGACGAGGAAGAAGCGGUAGAUGCAAUUCUGCGAGCGGAUCAAGAUGCCGCCACCUGGCCAGCUUGGGAUUGGGGUGCUCGUUUGCAAGAACAUCUAAAAAGCAUGGGAGGAAUCAACUUCGGAGAGAAUCUGGAAGUAGCCUGCUUGGGAAGCGCCGCCGUCUUUGGCAUUGUGUUGCAGGAACUGAUGAAGGAGUCCUCAUUUCGAGUCGUGGCCUGGGCUGAACCAGGCCGUACAGCUAUGCGCUUGCUGAAAAAAACUUGCAAGCCUGACCAUGCUUUCAAAGACGUGAAUGAAGCACUGGCAAGGCAAGGACAUUGUGAAGUUCAUCACCAGGUAUGUAGCUGUAGAGAUGCAAGCAGCGGGAAUGGUUCAACAGGAAUUGCUGAGGACCUCUUGUUUGGAAGCUUUCCGCCUGAGCCUUUUCUGAAUCAGGAUCCUUCUAAGCCAAGUUGCUUCGAUGAUCCUCGAUCGGCUGCCUUUCUGUCCUUGCGGGAACAUGUGGUUUCCAAAAAGCCAAGAGCUGCAUUGCUCUUGGUGGAAUGCUGGCAGAAACUUCCUGAGGCAUCCCGGCCAUCAGUGCAAAGCUUUCUGCUGGAUGGCAAAGAUCCACGAAUCUGGGAUGGUGAUCCCAAGGCUUGUUGGGGUCUCCGGCACAUAGAUGGCUAUGGUGUGACCUUUAUUGACAUCCCUGUGGCAGAUUGUGGUGUGCCCCUAGCAGGCCAUGAGGCUAUGCUAGUGCUUGUUCGGGAAGAUUCUGGUGGUGCUGCUGCAGCUGAAGCCACAGAGCAGCUUGUGAGGAAGAUCGUGGGCUCGGACGUGCUGCCGAGAUGUUCAGCUCACUCUUUGAUGUUUACAAAUGAUGACCCCAGAGUGGAGCAAGCUCAACGGGAGGAAGCAAACGAUGCCUUGCAGAAGAAGGGAAGGAAAGCCAUCAACGCAGCCAUGCGCCGACGCAUGGGUCAAGAGGCACGAGACCUCGGCCUGCAAACUGGUGAGGCACCCUACACGGAGUUUCUGAGAAAAAAACCUACAAGGCACAGCGAGGGUCAAACCCCCUCGGAGACAUGGAUCAAGCAAGCACCCAGCGACAAGGCAGUUUUAGUGAACCUCCUCUACGUGCGAGCCAGUCAGAGUGGCCUUGAUCUCCAGAAUCUAUCUGCAGAUCUUUCCCUGGGCUUGAGCACACAAGGCCGAAGGGACGAUGGCCUUCUGCCACGGACGAGUGCCAUCAGCAUCAAGACGGAUCCUCUCAGCAUGCCAGAGUUUUAUUCAUUCUCCCACCAUCGGACUUUGGUUGGUCAAGAGAUUGCUCUUUGCUUCGGCUAUCCCAUUUGGAGGCUUGACUUUCGUGCAAUCUCAGAUUCUGAGGUAAGGGAUAUGUUGACACGAUCUCCGGUGGUGCCUGCUGUGGGAGUUGCUGUUGCAGCUUUACUGUCUGUAGCUGAACUGCAUGGUGAGCAAAAGCUUCCAAAGCAAAGCUUAGCUCAACUCCUUGCAGAUCUAAAAGAGACAGACAAGAAAGAAGAAACAGCAGCAUUAAGCACUGUGAGCACAACAAGUAUACCAACGGGACCAGCGGCAUCACCGGCACCAGGAGCAUCGAUGGCUGAGGCACUUCCGGCUGACGAAGAAGGUGUGCGCCUGGAAAGUAGAGCAGCUGCGUUGCUGAACUUGGUCAGUCACGAUUCAUUUGCUCGAUCUGCUACCACUCAAGCUCGAAAAGAUGAUGGACGAGGCAUUUUCUCUGCAUUGAGCGAAGUGGCCAAAGAAGCGGGCGGAUCUGAGGAGCGAGGCACUAAAAGGAAAGAACCAGAAUCAGAAGCGGAAGGCAUCAUGCCCAUUGAAGAGCCACUGGAUUGGCAGGUUCGAGCAAGAAAACUGCAUUUCGGGGUCGAGCCUGUCAGCAUUGAGACUGUGCUGAAGUGGGUUACCGAAGCUGUUGAGGACACAGAGGCAGAGCACUCUCACAAAAUCAUUCGGACUGGCAUAGAAGAAGUCCAGCGCCGUGUCUCAAGAGACGAACUGGUGCCACAGGCCUUGUUCACAUCGAAGAACAAGCUCGUAAACGGUCUGAAGGCGCACGGCUUUGAGGACUUAGCCCAGGAGGCGGAUGUCACAAUGCGGGCAUCGCAGUUGGCAAAAAACAUUGCCAGGGGAGCUCCAGAAGUUUGUCUUGACAGCCAAUCAAAGGACUCCAUGAAGCAUUAUGUCAACAGGGUGGUGAGGGGUUGCGAUCGAUUUGGAUGGAUGAUGCGUCGUGUUUUUCUCAACCACCUCAGCCAAGUUGCUUCAAGAGCUUUGAAAGCAGGAGAAGCAUCUUCUAUUUCCAAAGCAGCCGAAGCUUUGAAGGAAUUUGGCAACGAGGGUGGAUGGACAUGCAUUGUGUCCUGGUUGAAAGAGACCCCACAUCCUGAGAAGUGGCCUUCGGCUGCUGUCCUUGAUCAGCUUGGCAAUUGUCUUCUGCCCAAGACUCCUCCAGUACUAUUUGCUUUGCUCUACAGGGCGCUUACUUCUCCACAAAUGGGAUAUUCACAUCCGCAAAGCCUCAAUCGCAUGGAGAAAAUCCUUUCAGCAGCGAUAUCGCCGCUUGAGCUUCGUAGCGUAGAGCAGGGCAUGCCUCUGGUGAAAGAAAUUGCGGCCAGCGGUGGUGCGAUCACGGAGCGCUUUGACAAAGUGCUGAAGCUCAUGGGGCUUGGCCUCGAAGUUCAUGAAGCCAUUGGCAACCAGGAAACUAAGACCUGGCGGCAACUUCAAGAGCGACUGGAAGAGCUACCCACCCCCCAAAGGGGUAGUUGGCAGCAGUUGGCCGCUUUGGAGUCCACAUUCACGACCGAAUUGAAAGAUACAAUUCUGCAUCACCUCGCGGUUGCGAAGAACUAUGAGAAAACGCUGAAAAAGAAGGAAGCAGCACGCCUUCAACAGCAAAGUAUGGCAGCAGUUGAGCGCUGCCGACUUGCUCUUUUGUCUCUUGUGGAAGAUGAUGGUCUGAAAGACAAAACGCAUUCCGGGCUCAAGGCGUGUUUGGCCCGGAUGAAGGAUCUGACUGACGCCAUGAAGAAGAUGGAGGAGCUGAAUGUAGCAGGUGAUGCAGAGGAUCGUGUUAGUGGUUGCCACAAGGCCUGGAAUGCCGGCCGUGCGGCUGUGCAGCAAUUUAGUGAGAAGCAAGUCCGGAGUGCUAAAGCAUUUAUUUGGCUACGCCAGCAGAACCUCGCCCACUGCGCACGACUACUGGACACCGCAGGCAUCUUGGAACGGCUUCACAUUCUGCGAACCUCUCCACAAAGAUUGGAAGCUAUUGGCCUGCCGUACCGCUGCCGCUACCUUCUCUUUAUGGCUGCAGAAAGGGAGAACUUGUCCGAUGAUAACUUUGCUCCCAAGCUGGAGGAGGUUCCUGAAGAAUGGGAGCAGCGGACGUCCAGACAUCUUAAUUUGAAAUUCUUCGAAAAACAGGGUGGCCAGCAGAAGCGCCAGCAGAUGCAGUGGGAAUGGCCUUUGCCCAGGGGUCUGGUAGCAUGGCAAGGGAAUGCGGAAGGCUCAACGAGCGAAGCCUGGCAAAAGCGAGAUGAGGAGCACGCAUUGAGCUCUCAGAUGGUAAACCAGUCAAAUGUUGUAGUGGAUCCUUUCAGAGAAGGAAGUCAAUGCUUGCUAUGCCAUCAGAAUGCUGAAAAUGGUCAUCACACUUCUUCGACCCAUUGCCAACAGAUGAAACAGUGGAAAAUAGCAUCGGAUCGCUUGGCCAUGGUGUGCCUCGACCUUGACACACUUUCUCAGGACGAAGCUCGUCGCCCUGGCUUGGCGUCUGUUUGGCGCGGAGAGCUAUGGGAGGCGUUGAGGGCAUCUCCAGCUAUUCCCACCAACGUCUUGGCAGUUUUUUGGCGACGCGUUGUCCUUCCACAGCUCUCCUUGCAGAACUCGAAGCACGAUUCAGAGUCGCUCUUGGGUUUGCAGGCAUUGCUCAAGGAGGCACUGAAGGUUGCCAGAAUACUCGAGGAAGAUGCCACUGACAAGGAAGUUUCUGCAGCAAUCACUUCUGCGGAACGCUUCAUAGAUGACACGAAGUAUCCAGGUCUAGACAAAUCUUCAAUCGCACUAGCUGCAGCUGCAAUCAAGGACCUUCGACUUGCUACAGCCAAAAUACUUCACACAAGAUCCGCGGUCCUAAAGAACGCUGUGGCCAUCCUUGGCCAGGCUCAGGCAAAAGUUAAACACCACAGCCUGGAGCCGGCGUUCCACGCAACCUUCCAUUCGUGGCUGAAGAAGCAUAAACUCGAGACUUGCUUCAAGCUUCUUGACCAGAGAGGGGUCAUCGUCUCAAUAUUGAAAGGAGAUCCUGUGGAGGCGAAUGCUGCAGUGGGGCUUCCUACUCGUUUCGCAGAGAAGCUUUGGAAGGCGUGGUGCUCAGAUGGUGACCUCAGACUUCUGCGUCCUUUGUGCUCGCCACCAGAUGAUUGGGAAGCAGUUUUUUCCAGAAAUGUUGGUUUGUUCUACUUUUGCAAGAGGGUCGUGCACGGCCCGGCACAAUGGAUGUAUCCGCCCACCUUAGCAGAGGACAAGCUACCCAAGGUGCAAGGCAACCUAGAAGACUUGACGAGGGGGCAGCCCCACUCCGGCAGCGUGCCAUAUGUGGAGAUCGACCUCAACGGCGAACCGGUGUGUUUGCUAUGUAAGGCACAUGGCCUGGAGCACUUUGCAAGUGCGGGCCAUGCUCGCAAUGUCAACCUUUGGUCUGCAAUUCAAGAUCGCCUGGUAGCGGCAGACCGAGACCUUGCUGUGCAGUCAACGUCCCUGACUUCGCAUUCCACCUCUAGCCAAUUGUCGGAACUGGCAAAGGUCUGGGUUGGUGAGAUUCAGCGUUUGACACUGGAGCAAAAUACUGGUGCUGAUUUGGAGGGGCAGGUGGGUCGUACAUUUUGGCAUCUUUUGUUUGACGACUGGGCUGCAAAAGCAAGCAGACCUGCUCAAGUGCAGCAGGAAUUGGAAAGGGCGCUAAGAAUAGCUGGCUUGGCAGAACCAAAGUGGUCAUCCCUGCAGUGGAAGCCACGCAUACCUCCUCAACCAGAUGUGGACUUCCCAUGGCCUCUGCCAUCCAUCUUGACACUGUCAGCUUCCACACCAGCAGAGGUCUUUGAUCAUUUGAAUGCCGAAGCCUUGAAAAGUGAAGGCAUCAAGGUGCAGGCCGAUGGUAGUUUUUGGUGCGCAUUCUGUGACAAAGCUGUGAAGCCGCUUGCGAAUCACCUUGAUCGGACUUCGCUAGAGGCCAUCGCUAGGUUGGAAGCCACCGCUAUUAGGUUGGAGGCCAAGCAGCACUUGGACUCUCGGGAUGUUGCACAGACAGUCGUGGCCAGCUUGCGUGCUGAAGGGCAUGAGCUGGGGCGUGAAGGAAUGACCAUCUCCAAAAGACGCUUUCGUUGUGGGCUUUGCAACAUCUCUGGCAGCUGGACCCGGUGUCUAGAGCACCGGUCAAGCCGGUCUCAUCAAGAUGCGUACCAAAGAUUCCAAGGAAGCACUUCUUCCAUUGCUGCACAAGCGAAGCUUAACAACAGCAGCUUCAUUGAGGUUGAGCAGACCGCCUGGAAAGCAGCCUUUGAUGCCAUGGACAAAUGGUGAUCAGUCAGCAGAUCUUUUUCAAGACAGUGCAGACAAGACCCUCUCGAGCCAAG
Messenger RNA from Durusdinium trenchii, 7556 nucleotides. Lineage: Eukaryota; Dinophyceae; Suessiales; Symbiodiniaceae. The record is from the annotation of a GenBank genome assembly.